Molecule: messenger RNA, 1895 nt
Organism: Cercospora beticola
Lineage: Eukaryota; Fungi; Ascomycota; Dothideomycetes; Mycosphaerellales; Mycosphaerellaceae
Gene: FUM1
Product: fumarase FUM1
Biological process (GO): fumarate metabolic process; tricarboxylic acid cycle; malate metabolic process
Cellular component (GO): tricarboxylic acid cycle heteromeric enzyme complex; mitochondrion
Molecular function (GO): fumarate hydratase activity
Source: RefSeq, a predicted model, not a curated record
CGAAGACGUCCGAUGUUCUGAGCCCAUUGCGGACCAUUGGGACAGUCGUCAGCUCUUGAUCGUCACGCCUGCAUCUACCGUUCCAUUUCUUCUUCUUGCGCAUUCUCCAUCAUGUUUCGUACAGCGUUCCCGCGUGCAGUCGCAGAGGUCCGACUCUCCAAAGCACUACCAGCGAAGCUCCCCACUAGAAGCUUGACAGCUCGACCGCUCGGUGCAUCCAGCAACACCACCUCCGCUCUCCCACGAUCGAUACGAACUUUCGCCAGCACCGCCAGAAUGGGUAGAAUAGAAAGCGAUGCCUUCGGCGAGCUCGAAGUGCCCGAUGACAAGUACUGGGGAGCGCAGACGCAGCGCUCGCUCGGCAACUUCAAUAUCAACCAGCCACAGGAUCGCAUGCCACCGCCGAUUGUGCGCGCAUUCGGUGUGCUGAAGGGCGCUGCGGCGACGGUGAACAUGAAGUUUGGAUUGGACCCCAAGCUUGGAAAGGCUAUUCAGCAAGCAGCCAGCGAGGUCGCAUCGCUGAAGCUAGUGGACCACUUUCCACUGGUUGUAUGGCAGACUGGAUCAGGCACACAAUCAAACAUGAAUGCGAACGAAGUCAUCUCGAACCGCGCAAUCGAGAUCCUGGGCGGCAAGAUGGGCAGCAAGAAGCCUGUGCACCCCAACGACCAUGUCAACAUGUCCGCAUCCUCCAACGAUACAUUCCCUACGGUUAUGCAUAUUGCCGCGGUCCUGGACUUCGAAGAAUCUCUCCUGCCAGCUCUCAAGAACCUGAAAGAAGCAAUGAAGCACAAGGCCGCACAAUUCGAGAACAUCAUCAAGAUUGGACGAACACACUUGCAAGAUGCCACUCCUUUGACACUCGGCCAGGAGUUCUCCGGCUAUGUCACCCAACUCGAAUACGGCAUUGAGCGCGUAGAAUCCGCCCUCCCACGUCUCCGCCUCCUCGCCCAAGGAGGAACCGCAGUCGGCACCGGCCUCAACACCUUCGAAGGCUUCGCCGAAGACAUCGCAACCGAAGUAACCAACCUCACCGGCCACCAAUUCUACACGGCUCCCAACAAAUUCGAAGCCCUCGCCGCGCACGACGCCAUCGUCGAAGCCCACGGCCACCUCAACACCCUCGCCACCUCUCUCUACAAAAUCGCCCAAGACAUCCGCUUCCUGGGCUCAGGUCCCCGCUGCGGUCUAGGAGAACUCAACCUCCCCGAAAACGAACCCGGCUCCUCCAUCAUGCCCGGAAAAGUCAACCCCACCCAAUGCGAAUCCCUCACCAUGAUCUGCUGCCAAGUCUUCGGUAACCAAGCCGCCACAACUUUCGCAGGCUCACAAGGAAAUUUCGAACUCAACGUCUUCAAACCCGUCAUGAUCCGUAACCUCCUCCAUUCUUCUCGCCUUCUCGCCGAUGGAAUGAACAGUUUCCGAGAGAAUUUGGUUCUCGGUCUCGAAGCCAACGAGGAACGUAUUGCAACUAUUAUGAAGGAGAGUUUGAUGUUGGUUACAUGUUUGAACCCUGUGAUUGGAUAUGAUAUGGCGUCCAAGGUGGCCAAGAAUGCGCACAAGAAGGGUAUUUCAUUGAAGGAAAGUGCGAUGGAAUUGAAGGCUUUGUCGGAGGAGAAGUUUGAUGAGGUUGUCAGGCCUGAGCUUAUGAUUGCGCCAAAGGCGAAGAAAUAGACGCCAUGCCAUGUUUAGCGGAAAAAGAAUGUGCAGGAAAAUGUGUACAAUGAGACGAUAUUUAUUCGAUGAAAGCAUUUCGUUGUACAUUUUCAAAUCUUCACCUCCCUGUCGUUGCUGCCACUCCGUGGAGCUCUUGUCAAUAGGCUGACAAGUAGUACAGCGGAGGUCAAUUGGUGGCAGAGAAUAGAACAAUGUCACGAUGUGUAAAAGCGGAACCG